This is a messenger RNA of Naegleria gruberi, 783 nucleotides long. RefSeq lists its product as uncharacterized. Lineage: Eukaryota; Heterolobosea; Eutetramitea; Acrasida; Naegleriidae. The transcript has a single exon. The annotation marks the transcript as partial. The record is from RefSeq and is a predicted model, not a curated record.
AUGAUCAGUGUUUUUCUACCAAAGAAUUAUCCACUCUCAGUCUCUAGUAAUUAUAUUAAUUAUUGUAAAUGGCAAGCAUUGCAAUAUACAGCUGGAAGUUUUUCAGGAGUAUUAACAAUGCAAUCAUUAUUGCAUGCAGCCGGAAUAACCUCACAAUUGGCAUUAGGAGGAAAUGAGUACUUUCUUGCUUUUUUAGGAGGUGCUUUAGCUUGGGUAAUUAAAGAUGGACUUGGUCAAUUAGGAGGUAUAUUAUUUGCAAGUAAGGUCAAUACUAAUUUUGAUGCAGAUCCAAAAUUUUGGAGAAUGGGAGGAGAAUAUGCUCUCGUAGCAAGUGCGUUAUUAGAAGUAACCACACCAAUUACUGGACCAUCCUGGUUUAUUGCUCAAGCCAGUUUGGCAAAUAUUGGAAAGAAUGUAAGCUGUUUUGCAGCUAGUGCAACUAGAGCUGCCAUGAAUCAGUCAUUUGCCAAAUCUGACAAUUUGGCUGAUGUGACUGCUAAGGCAACAAGUCAAGCCCUGGCUUGCUCUCUAAUUGGUACUACUUUGGGAAUUUUUGUGAGUUCUGCACUUUCACUUGGAACUCAAUUCGUGUUUGCAAAAGUGUUUCCAAUAUUUUGCGUACUUUCUGUGAUUCAAUUAUUUUCAUUGUACAAGGCUGUUUCAAAUGUAAAACUGAAAGUUUUGAAUAAGCAAAGAUUUUUGAUAGCUUGCUCUCAAUACUUGAAGGAUAGAGCUGUUUUGGAUCCAUCAAAGGUUUCUGAAAGAGAAAAAUUUGUUUUGCCA